Messenger RNA from Eruca vesicaria subsp. sativa (arugula), 513 nucleotides. The record is from the annotation of a GenBank genome assembly. Lineage: Eukaryota; Viridiplantae; Streptophyta; Magnoliopsida; Brassicales; Brassicaceae.
AUGGAGAAGACUCCACCUCCUAAUGACCUGCUGAAGAAGAUACUCGAGCUAGAGGAAAGCCAAGAGCAUCUUAAGCAAGAGAUGUCGAGGCUCAAGGUAUCCUCUGAGAUCAGGCAACGAUCGCAUUCCGUCUCGCCGCAUCGUCCUGCGAGGAAGAGCGGCGCCGCCUCAUUUCCGCAGAGCAGCCGUCUCCAUGGUCCGAUCAAUCUGAGAGGUGGAGGAGGAAGGGGAACAUCGGCGGGGAAGUUUACUGAUAAUCAGUAUUUGAAUAUUUUGCAAUCAGUGGGACAAACUAGUUUCAACGCAGUUCAAAAGCUACUAAGCAAAACCAAUGGGAAGCUUGUUGGACAUUUAAUGACACCAGCUCCAGUUGUUGUUGAGGAAAAUACCAACCUCGAAGAUGCUGAGAAAAUAUUACUGGAGACCAAGUAUCGCCGGCUCCCUGUGGUAGAUUCUGAUGGCAAAUUGAUGGCCAAGAUUAGGCAAAUCUUUAUUGCUUUUAAUGUUUGGUAA